Molecule: messenger RNA, 327 nt
Organism: Lactuca saligna
Lineage: Eukaryota; Viridiplantae; Streptophyta; Magnoliopsida; Asterales; Asteraceae
Source: the annotation of a GenBank genome assembly
AUGGCGGCAGUCGGCAGCAAGCAUGGCGGCAGCAACGGCGACUAUAAUGGCGCAUCAACAGAGAAGGGGAGAAUAGAAGGGAAUGUCGCGAUGAGCGACGACGACAAUAGGCGAAUGGGAGUUAACAUCUGCGAGACGGAGCGGAUGUAUGAGGAAUGGACUGCUGUAGCAAGGAAAAUGGAGGUGACGCCUCCAUCAGAACACGACACCACUGCCAGCGACAUCCAAGUGGGUGUGGUUCUUCAACGAUCUCAUCUAUCACCGGCAAUAGGGAUGUGCGAGGCUAGCUUCGACAGUAGCAAUGGUCCACCGAAAACCUUGGGUUGA